AUGUGCGUAGGAUGGCAUGUGCUUAUCGCUGAUGCGUAUUCACUAAAAGAAGCUUGGGAUGAGAUGGAGGCACGGCCGAUUGGCGUUGUAAGAGGGGUUGAUAGUUACGAGGCUAGUGGUUGUGAUGCGGUAGGCUAUGGUGGAAGAAGGGAUAGGUUGGGGUGUUCGAGCUUGAUUGGAGUUUGGAUUGUGAGUGGUGAUUGUGGUUUCAAUGGCAAUAGGAGGGAAAAGGUUUGUAGAGGAUUUGUUGGUCUGUCGGCUUCGGGUAGUCUAGGAGGAAGGUCGGGCGAGGUUGGCUACUUUUAUGAGAGUGAUCCGGUGGAGCUUGGUGAAGGUAGAAAUAGCCAUGGCGACCAUCUUUUUCCGGUGAAGAUGGUUGCCUAG
Dovyalis caffra is the source of this 384-nucleotide messenger RNA. The record is from the annotation of a GenBank genome assembly. NCBI's taxonomy places the organism in Eukaryota, Viridiplantae, Streptophyta, Magnoliopsida, Malpighiales, Salicaceae.